AUGGCACUGCCAUUCUUGUGUGACGAACUCAUGGUUGAAAUUCUGUCAUGGCUUCCAGUGAGAUCUCUUAUGCAAUGCAGAUGCGUGAGCAAGUCGUUUCAAUCCCUCAUCUCUGAUCCAAGUUUCGUGAAACUGCACCUUCAUAGAUCACCCAAGAACACCAACUUCCUAAUACGGUACAGAAAUCGGAAACAUGACUUUGCCCUUCCUUGCUCUCUUCGUUCUUUGCUAGAGGAUCCUCUUUCUGACAUUGCCCUAAGGCAAGAACACAAGUACAAGGUUGCUGGUUCCUGCAAUGGGUUGGUCCUUUUGUUCGCUUUAUCUAACACCUCUUCUGCACGCACAUACAAGUUUCUCUUAUGGAACCCUGCCAUUAGAAAAACAUGUGAAGUCCCACAUUGUAUAAUUCCAAUCAAUCCAAACAGAUAUGACUUCAUAAAAUGGUUUGGGUUUGGGUAUGACAACCUAAGUGAUACAUACAAGGUUGUAAUUGUCUUUGAGCAUUCUAUGGCUGGUUCACAGAAACUCAGUGAGGUCAAAAAACAGAUUUUGCAUUUGGCAAAUGAAGGAGUUUGGGAAUCAGAAUUCUUGGACUCCGUUACUGAACUUGUCUUUACGCCAAGAUCUCCAAAUUAG
Molecule: messenger RNA, 636 nt
Organism: Cajanus cajan (pigeon pea)
Lineage: Eukaryota; Viridiplantae; Streptophyta; Magnoliopsida; Fabales; Fabaceae
Source: RefSeq, a predicted model, not a curated record